Messenger RNA from Thermochaetoides thermophila DSM 1495, 1626 nucleotides. RefSeq lists its product as uncharacterized. The record is from RefSeq and is a predicted model, not a curated record. The transcript is spliced from 4 exons. Lineage: Eukaryota; Fungi; Ascomycota; Sordariomycetes; Sordariales; Chaetomiaceae. The coding region runs from base 1 to 1626 and encodes 541 amino acids.
AUGGGACGGCUGGAACCGUUGACAUCGUUGGCACUUGGUCGGUCGCCAUAUGACGACGUGGUUCCAGGCGAGGGUGUUGCGGACCCUCGCGCACCUCAACUAAUGUACGAUGAGCGCGGGCGACCUUACAACCCCCAGACCAAGCGAAUCAACCGCGAUGUCAUUCGUUCUCACAACGAGGUCAUGAUGGUCAUCGGCGUUGCCGAACCAGAUAAUGGCAUCGCUGAAGCUCAAGCUGAAGCUGCCCGCAAGCACUACGAGUUCGAAGAACGCGUCGGCAGACGGUUGCUCCUAGCUGGUGGCAUGCUCGAGACGGCUGCCAUUUGGGGAGUAAACGGUUUACGGCAGCGCAUUCUUCUUUACCAAGAGUAUUCAAAUGCUACCUUUUAUGGAAUGUUCAGGCUUGUCCGCAGCCAGCAGUCUAUUAGCUCUUACUUCUUUGGUGGUCUACCUUCGUUCAUAGCUAGCAGUGUCCUUGAGCAGCUAGCGGUCCCGGCAGCGAGGAAGUACCCUAUCAUCCAAUAUGUGACUACAUACAUACGCUUGCACCUCGCCAUCUACACAUUCUUUCAACGGACCGGUAUUAUCCCCGUUCGAAACCUCUUGCCAAACUGGCGCUUCUUCAUUCCAGGAACCAAUAUAUCCCCAAUACCUCUUCCUCCUUUCCCGAGACCAUUUCGUCCUCAAAGCCUGUUGCAAUGGCUCGGCCUCUUCGCCAUCGGCGCGGCUCCUUUCGCUGGCUUCUACCUCUAUACGAAGUUAUACAGCAUUAUCACGCGAACCCUUCGCUGCGAAAUUUAUCGCCGGCUUCCCCGUCCAUACAACUCCAGUAAACGACGAUCCCGGAGAGACACCGCAUCGGCACAUCAGCCAGCGGGCGACAUCCCGAUUGAAUUACGCACGGAUGAGGUCUUUCAAACCCACGACACGCACCGUCCCAGCAGCGCAUCAGCGCGCCGCCAUAGCGCUGCCUCACAGCGUGGGACCAAUCCCUCGGACGAGUUCGCUAGCGACGACGAGGACACCGAGAUCAUUAGUGCAACGCUCAUCAGCUUUGAUGUGGAGGCCACCGAGCCCAUGCCCGAUCAUCAUCAAAACCAAUCCUCCAGCGAAGAAAUCAGCACCACUGGUCCCCCAGCUAACACCCCGGGAGUGUGGUCCGCCGAACUUCGCCCUAACGUGCCGAGCGAUGGUAUGACACGAACAGGCGCAGGAGGAAAUGGCGUCAACGGCGGACAAGAGCCCCUCUAUCGAGAGACCAUGCUGACCCGGCUGCCGGCAGUGCUGGCGACGGAUGUCUUGGCCAUCACACCGGCACGCUUGAUUAUGACGCCACUAGCGGCGGUCAUUUGGCUGAGACUAGCCCGUCCCUACAUGAUACGGAUGGGCAUGUCAGUUGAUGGGCUGCUGGACGUGGGUAAAGCUGUGGCAGAGGGCAGGAGGAGCCUCUUUGCAGGCUUGUUCACAGCGAGGGGCCUGAUCAAUCUGCUCGGACUGGAGUUGCUGCUUGCAGUUGUUCAUGGGGAGGCGUGGGCUGCAGUAAUGACGGUAGCAGAGAUGUUGAGAAUGAGUGAGGAGGAGUGGUAUGAGAGGAUGGGAGUGCCAAGGGAGAGCACCGACAUCUGA